UGGCCCGGAAGUGCUUUACUUACAUUGCCAACAUUACACUCGGCUAGUUGGCGAUCAGCGUUGGUUGAUACUGCGGAAUAGGUGGCAAACUAGAUGGGUUUACAGCGACAAAACAGUGUCGCUUAUUUAGGAAUCACAAUGCCAUUAAGCGCAGCCUGAGAUUAGAGAAGUGUGCUUUGACAGACAUUCACAGAUCUGUUGAUUUAUGUCUUUAAUCGCAGACCGAUUGUUAUGAUUUUAGCCUUAGCUAAGUGUGACGUGAUUCUGUGUGAUUAAAGUUGAGCAACAUCGCUGUGAUAAUCGAUCAGGUCAAUGUACCAAGAGUUCCAAACCGCCUUUACAGCAGGUCAGCAGUGGAUGUUCGUGUUUAAUCGUGUGAUCUGUCAGGAUAGAUGCCUACAGUUGAGAAGCUAACCGGCUAAUAUACCAAUCCAAGUAAGAAGGAUCUGCUGACACCAGACAUCGGCCGAUUGUACCGGAUUCGUUGUUAAACUCUAAAGUGAUUCUCAAACUGAAACAGCGGUGUAUCGUUAGCUGAAAUGGAUGACUUCAGCUCCAUCAGUCUGCUGUCUCUGGCUAUGCUAGUCGGCUGCUAUGUGGCUGGAACUAUUCCCCUGGCUGUCAACUUCUCUGAGGAGAAGCUCAAGCUGGUGACAGUGUUGGGAGCCGGGCUGUUGUGUGGCACUGCUCUGGCUGUCAUUAUUCCAGAGGGAGUUCACGCACUCUAUGAGGAAAUGCUGGAAGGUGGGCACCACCAUGGCCACGGGCAGUUGGAAACAGAAGUUUCUGAACAGAAGGUUGUAGAAGGAGUUGUGGGAAAAAGUGCUGAACACGGGCACGGUCAUGGUCACGAGCAGCUCCACGCUUAUAUUGGCGUCUCUCUGGUGUUGGGCUUCGUCUUCAUGCUGUUGGUGGAUCAGAUCGGCAGUUCUCACAUGCACAGCAGUGAUGAUCCAGAAGCAGCAAGAGCUGCUAGCUCUAAGGUCACCACCACACUUGGAUUGGUCGUUCAUGCUGCAGCUGAUGGUGUUGCUCUUGGAGCGGCUGCAUCCACAUCUCAGACCAGUGUCCAGCUCAUUGUAUUUGUGGCCAUUAUGUUGCAUAAGGCACCUGCUGCAUUUGGGCUCGUCUCUUUCCUCAUGCAUGCGGGUUUAGAAAGAAACCGUAUCCGGAAACAUCUAUUAGUCUUUGCCUUGGCUGCCCCUGUUUUGGCCAUGCUCACCUACGUAGGACUCAGUCAGAGCAGUAAAGAAGCGUUAUCCGACGUCAACGCCACCGGCGUGGCCAUGCUUUUUUCCGCCGGCACCUUCCUGUACGUAGCCACGGUGCACGUCCUGCCUGAAGUGGGCGGCAUGGGCGGCCACAGCCACUCGCCCGGAGGCAGCGCAGGGAAGGGACUGAGCAAAGUGGAGGUUGGAGCUCUGGUUCUAGGCUGUCUGAUACCUCUGGUGCUGUCCAUCGGCCACCAGCAUUAGUGUUCUCCACUUGAAGCAACGUCUGAAAAGUGUAAAUGGGACUUUGAACAGUGCUGGCCAAACAACAGCCUCACAGAUGUGGUUUGAAUCAUGCCUCUGUCAGUUUAUCCAAGUUGGCGGUUGGAGCGAACGCAGGAACUUUGCAGUCAGGAUCAAGAUUUGAGAAGCGCCUAUGGACUUCUGGAAUGGGCUGCUCUGCCCCUCCACAAAGCCCUGUGGGCUGACCGCUUACGAUGACCAUACACAAAUAAACGCGAUAAUGUGUCCACCUCUUAAUUUUAUGUUUUCUUCAGUGGUGCUGGUUUAAAAGAUUCGAUUGUUGUUGGGUAGUCAUAUAUGCUUUAAAUUUGGUAUUCUGUUCUAUCUAGUUUUUAUAUGAAACAUGUCCAUGAAACUUUUAAAAGAUGAACCAGCACAGUUGUGCCCAUUUACAGUGAUUAAAAAAUGUUUAGAUACUGUACAUACAUUAAAUUCAUAGGUCUUUAGAAAUUAUUUUGAGUCUGUCCCCCUUUUUCUACAAUAUUGAUUAGUUAUUUUAAACUUUUUAUUUCUUUUUUUUCUUUUUUUGUAGUUUGAUUAAUGACAAUAGUUUUACUCUGUAUUCCAUUAAUUAAUAUGGGAACAUACACUGAUGUACAGGGCUUUUUCCCCCUCUUACAAACUUGGCUACCGCUAAAAUUAUUCUCCGCUUAUGUAGUAAUUUAUUCAAAAAAUUUCAUGAUGUAUAUGGUUAUUGGACAAAUAUGGCUCUUUUGCCAGUGGAAUUUUAAAUAUUUAAAUCUUUGAAAGGACUUUUGUUUUUGUGGUUAAUUAUUUUUUUUUUUUUUUUUUUUUGGUUAUUAUUAAACAACACUUGAAAAGUUUUUUGUCCAAAGGCUUGCAGGUGGACAUUGUUCUGUUGAAUUCAGUGCAUGUACAGCUUUAUAAUUUGACUUUAACCCUUUUAUUUUCAAACCUAACUGAUUGUUAAUCUUGAAAAAAGGAUUUCAUUGGUCAUUCGGAUGUUUUGUACUGUGAUGCCUGCUCAGAGCAGAGCCUGUGUACUGUAAAUAUGUAUUCUCUGUAUAAAUGACAAACAAAAAUACCCUAUUUGACAUCCUGUUUGACACCCAGAGUAGUUUCUAGUGUCAUUUUAGCUUAUAUAAUGAGGGGGAAAGAAAGAUGGUUUUUAAAUGAAUGAAAUUGAUACUUCUGUUUUUAUAUGGGUCUUAUUCUUUGUCUUGACUAAAGAGAGUUUGAGGUCAUUUGGAAAGAUUGCAUGGUGAAUUUCUGGUUUGGUCACUUUAAGGUUUUAGGUUUGAAGGAACGAUCUACGAACAGGAAAGCUGCUGUGUUCCUCACCAAGUUACUUAACGUUGCCUCUGAAGCUUGAAUAAGAAAAUGUUAUUAGACUUUUGGGGCCAACUUGGACACCAGCAACAUCCUAUGGUCCUGGUUUACAAAGUGUUGCUGUCUUGCUCUGACAGUCAUAGUCUGUAUGAAAGAUGUUUUAGUGCUUUUAGCUCUCUAGCGCCCUCAUCUUACCGUAGUGCACAAGCGCAGCAUCAACCUCAAGUUGUG
Molecule: messenger RNA, 3035 nt
Organism: Labeo rohita (rohu)
Lineage: Eukaryota; Metazoa; Chordata; Actinopteri; Cypriniformes; Cyprinidae
Gene: slc39a9
Product: solute carrier family 39 member 9
Exons: 7
Coding region: 540-1475 (311 amino acids)
Biological process (GO): transmembrane transport; zinc ion transport
Cellular component (GO): membrane
Molecular function (GO): metal ion transmembrane transporter activity
Source: RefSeq, a predicted model, not a curated record